AUGGCAGCCCCGCAGCUGCGGGGCUUUGCCCUACCGGGCGGAUUCCCAGCGAUGCGGCCAGCUUUUGCGCUGCCUGGUGCCCCCGUGCGGCUCAGGCGACCCAGGCGAGCGGCCGUGCCGCCCGCCAGCAUCACGGCGCGCAGCGGCGGGCGGCGGGAGGAGCGCACCGCCGCCGCCUACACCCCGCCGCCAGCCCCGCCGCCACCUGCGGCCGCGUCGGAGCCUGCAGACGCCGGCAGCGGCUGGCGCACCUUCUGGACGGCGGUGGACACCUCGGCCUGGCUGGGCACUGUGGGCACAGCGGUAGCCUUCAUCCUGACUCAGGAAGCCAUGUUGGCGGCCGCCCCCGUGGUUCUGCCGCUGCUGGCCCUCUACGCCAGCCGCCAGCGCGAGCGGCUGGCCGUGGCGGCGCAGCAGCAGGCGCAGCUGCGCCGCCUGGAGCUGCUGCUGCUGGAGCUGCAGGUAGAGACGGCUGACGAGGUGGCGGCGGAGGUGGGUGCUGAGGUGCAAGAGCUGCUGGCGCAGGUGCAGCGGCAGCGCGCGGCAGACGGCGGCGCCAGCUCGGCAGAGACGGCCAAGCUGCUGCGCGGGGUGGAGGCCAAGCUGGCGGCCGUGGAGGGCUCGGUGGUGGGCACAGGUGCCGCCACGCGCGAAGCGCUGCAGGCGAGCGCAGAGCAGCAGGGGCAGGUGGCCGACAGUGUGAUGCGGCGGCUGCAGGACCUGGGCACCGCGCUGAGGCGGGACGUCUACGGCGCCCUGCAGGCGGCCGGUGGCGAGGAGCAGCGGUCGCUGGCGCGCAUCGAGGCUCAGCUGGCGGCUCUGGAGGGGGCGGUGGGCGGGCUGCAGGCGGCGCAGAGCGAGGGCCUCAUGCGGCUCAGCAGCGGGCUGCAGGCGGCGAUGCUUGACGCGGAGGGGGCGCUGCAGGCGGCGGUACGGGAGGAGGCGUACCGCUCACUGGACCCGCUGCGCCGCCUGCCGGAGCUGCUCAAGAGCGCGGUACCGGUCACGCCCGAGGUACUGGCGCCGCUGGAUGGAUCCCUGCCGUCCCUGAGCGAGGAGGGGCUGCGGCAGGUGGUGGGCGAGGCGCUGGCGGGCGCCACCCGCGACAUCCUGGACCAGCAGGCGGCGCUGCUGGAGGAGCUGGCGGGGACGCCGCAGGCCAUCGCGCCGCAGCAGUGGAACCAGCUGGGCGUCCGCCUGGCCUCCCUGCAGGAGCAGCUGCACGAGCUGGCCGCGCUGCAGGCGGCGGCGGCGGCGCCCGGGGCAGGUGGCGGCGGCGAGGGCGCCGCCGGCGAGGGCAGCGGGGCGGCGGCGGCGGCGGCCACGGCUGAGGUGGCGGCGGUGGCUGCUGAGCUGGCGGGCCUCCGCUCAGAGCUGGGCUCCCUCACCUCUUCAGUGCAGCAGCUGCUGGAGGCGCAACGGCUGGGCGGCGGCGGCGGCGCCGCCGCCUCUGCUGGCGGCAGUGUCGGUGCUGCGGUCGGCCUGCCGCCGGGUGCGCUGGCGGGCGUGGCGGCGGCGGUACAGGCGGUACAGGACCAGGUUGUACUGCUGAGGCAGGACCUGGACGGCGACGACCCGCGGUACGCCUCCUUUGUGGCGCUGGAGCAGCAGCUGGAAGCUGCCCUGGAAGCCAUGUUUGAUUUCCUGCGGGACGCGCCACCUGGCGCGGCCAGCGCGGCCGCGGCGGUACCGGCGGCAGCCGCCGGAGGCGGCGCCGCCUCGCCCGCGGCAGCAGCCGCCCUGGAGCAGUCGCUGGCGGCGCUGGGCGCCCGGCUGGACGGCAUGGGGCAGCAGCUGGAGUCGCUGCAGGCGGGCAUGGCGGCGGUGGCGGCGGCCCCCACCCCCAGCCCCGCCGCUGGCUCGGCAGUCGACCCGGCGGCGCAACAACAAGAGGAGGAGCAGAAGGAGCGGCAGGAGGAGGGCGCAGAUGCAGCGGCCGAUGCUGGUGCAGAGCCAGCGGGGCAGGAGGGCAAGGAGGCGGCGUACCGCCGCAUGCAGCUGCUGCUGCAGCAGCAGAGCGAGCGGCGGCCAGACGGCGAGGACGCCGGCGCCCCCGCCUCCAGCGGCAAAGCGUUUGCAGAGUGGCUGUCGGGCCACCGGGAGAACGGCGCCCUGCCAGCCGCCACGGCUAGCGCCAGCAGCAACGGCAGCGCCGCUGCGCUGGCUGCAGCCCCUCCCGGCGCAGCUCCUGGCGCCGCCGGCCCCAUGCCCAGCGGUAACGGCAGCGGUGGCGGCGGCGGCGGCGUGCAGGGGCAGAUCGAAUUUGCUGCGGCCGUGGGGCUGACAGUGGAAGAGGAGCUGAUUGCGGUGGCAGCUGCCUCAUAUGAUGCAGCUUUCGAGGAUGGCCAGCCCGCCUCCGCCAGGUGGCAGGGCGAGGAGCAGGCAGCGGCGGCAGAGGUGCCAUACACAGGCGCAAAGGCGCCAAAUGCAGCUUACAGCGAGCAGCGGCAGGAGCAGGACGCGCAGCAGCAGGACGUGCAGCAGCAGCAGUGGCAGCAGCAGCUUGCGACGCCGCCGCCGCAGGCCGAGGAGCCGGCGCAGCAGCAGCAGGAGGCGCCGCCGCAGGCGACAGCCGAGCAGCUGUACGAGCGCGGCGUGCAGCGGCUGCGGGAGGGGCGCGCCCUGGCCGCCACGCCAGGCGCCGACCUGGGCCUGGCUGACUCGGCGCUGUGGGAGGCCGCGGACUGUUUCGAGCAGCUGCUUGCGCAGCACGACCCCGCCAACCUCCGCGCCCGAGGCAACUACGGCAACGCGCUGCUGUCGCACGGGCGGCUGAAGAAGCAGAUGCUGGACGCGCUGGCGGCCUCGGCGCCUGCCGACCAGGCGCAGGCGGCGGCGCUGGCGGCGGCGGCGCAGCGGCUGGCGGGGGAGGCGCUGGAGCUGCUGCUGCUGGCGGGGCGGCAGUACAAGGCGGUGCUGGAGGCCGACCCCUCCCAGGCCAAGGCCUUCAUCAACUGGGGGCGGGUGGUGGGGCUGAGGGCAGACAUGGCGCGUGCAGCAGGCGAUGCCGCCGAGGCGGGCCGCCUCUUUGGCCUGGCCGCCGACAAGUUUGAUGCGGCGCUGGACCUGGAGCCGCAGAACGUGCAGGCGCUGCGGCUGGGGGGCCAGGCGGUGCUGGACGCCGCGCUGUGCACGCUGGGCAGCGACCUGCGGGAGGCGCGCGCGCUGCUCAAGGAUGCGGGCAGCUACCUGGAAGCUGCGCUGGCGCUGGACCCGCAGGACGGGGAGUCGGUGGCGGCGCUAGAGCGCGUGGUUCUGCGCGGCGCGAGCCUGCGUCGGGGCCAGGCGCGGCUGGAGAGCAGCGAGGAUAAGUGUGUAAUUGAGAUGCCUGCAAGCCAGGCCGCCACGGUGGCCUUCCUGGCGGGCGUUUAUGCUGGGCCCACCGGCGCCGCAGUGCGCGAUGCGGUGGCAGCUUCCGUGGAGGUUCUACCUGACAAAGACUUCUGUCAGGUGGUGGAGCUCGCAGUGCGCUUCGACUUUCCACUCCUGGCCCAGUGCCUCGUCGCCCCCAGCCUCCUCAGCAAGCGAAUCAAGUCGCCCGCCUGCGUGCACCGCAUGCUCAGCCUUGCCGAGGUCGCCAGCGUCCCCGUCAUGAUCGAUCUGCUCAGCGACGUGUUUGUGCGCCGUGCGACCCCCGCCCAGUGUUGCAUGGACUGGGUUAAGCUGAGACUCUGGCUCGUGGUCAACAUGCCGCUGCAGUGCAUCUACUCUGAGACUGCUCAUCUGACUGCUGUAUUCAAUGGGGGCCUGAAGAAGGUGGUACAGGCCUUGUGCAGUGCCGAGGCACAGACCAUGCUGUCGAACAUCAUGGCAGUUGUUGCCGCGCCAGAGCAGCCAUGCUGCCGAGUGAUUGCUGACAGGUGCUGCCCACCAGCGAGCACGCGCAUGGCAGCCGCGCGGCCGCCGCGGCGCGCCCACCGCCGCCGCAUCCAGCCCGCCCCCGCCCCGGCACGCCUGCUGCUGGCGGCGGCGGCCCUGGUGCUGGCCACGCUGGCCGCGCCUCGUCCCGCGUCCGCCGCCAUCGUCCCGGGGGACAAGGCCGCGCUGCUGGCGUUCAAGCAGGGCUUGACGGCUGAGGGCGGGGACCUGCUGUCCACCUGGGUGCCCGCCACAGACCCCUGCCUGGACGGCUGGACGGGGGUGCGCUGCAGCUGCCACGACUUCUUCGCAGCGCCGCAGGACGGCAACCAGUCGCAGGUGUGCACGCAGCCGGCCUCGCUGCCCGACGGCCGGCGCGUACUGCAGCUGAACUUUGGGGACCCUCGCAUCACUCAGUGGAACACGCUGACCGGCACCAUCUCGCCCGCCCUCGCCAACCUGUCGUCCCUGCGCGUGCUCAAUUUCCACGCCAACCACCUCUAUGGCUCGCUGCCGCCCCAGUUUGCCCGCCUGCGUGUGCUGGAGCAGCUGUGGCUGGGCGGCAACCGGCUGACCGGCUCGCUGCCGCCCUACCUGUCAGCCUUCCCUUUCCUGCGGUACGUGGCGCUGGACCACAACCAGUUCCAAGGCGCCCUGCCACAGCAGUGGUGCAGCGGCAGCUGGUGGCAGUUUGAUGUGGAGGGCAACGCGGGCCUGUGCGACGAGGUGCCCUCCUGCCUCUCCUCCCGCAUCGCCUCCUUUGCCGGCACCUCGCUGAUCGACUCCAUCAACAAUCAAGACAAGGGCAUGGGCGGCUACUGCGGCGUGGACCCGCCCACCUGCGAGCCCGACCUGGGCUGCCGCUUCCUGCGCCCCGACCCGCCCUUCUUCACCAACACAUCCUCCAUAUCGUUCGCCUUCUCAUCCUUCCACUCCCCUCUGGGGGGCGGGACCGUGCGGUACCGCUGGGCGCUGGGCACGACACGGUGGGGGCGGGACGUGCUGGACUGGCAGGAAUGGGCCGGCACCAACGCCACACAGACAGUGCUGACCCCCGCCGGCGGCGUGGUGAAGCGCGUGUACCAGGUGGAGUGGCCCCUCAACCAGAUCUCCCUCACACCAGGGCAGCAGUACUAUGUGACGGUACAGGGCAGCAACGACGCGGGCCAGCAGCUGGGCACAAUGCUGAGCAGCCAGCCGGUGGUGGCAGACACCACGCCGCCGUACCUUCCCGACGGCUCCUCCGUGUACAGCGGGCAGGAUUUCACCAACCAGGCGGUGCAGACUGAGGUGAAUGCGCUGGCGGCCUCCUGGGACCCCUUCCAGGACGACGAGACAGACGUGGCAUCCUACGGGUACCAGCUGGACUUUGACCCGGCUGCCCAGGGAGAGUUCCGCGUGUACGUGAUAAACCUGGACCUGCAGGACGGCUCCGCCUACUUCAUGCGCAUCUACGCCACCAAUGGGGCUGGUCUGGAGGGGUUCAGGGACGCCCCGCCCGUCACCAUCUCCUCCGCCGGCACCUGCUCCUCCUCCGCCGUCUCGGUGUCAAAGGUGGUCAUCCUGGUGGCUGUGUUUGUGGGGGCUGCCUCCGCGCUGGUGGCGCUGGUCACGUACUGGCUGAUGCGGGAGAGCAUGCGUCGCCACCAGGCGGCCCGCAAGCUGCAGCGCGGCCAGAUGAAGAACUUCAAGUACCUGAUGCAGAGCCUGGUGCAGCAGACGGGGGACGCGGAGCAGCGGCAGCUGGAGGAGCUGAAGCAGCUGCGGGAGCUAGCAUUCGUGAUCACAGACCUGGAGGCAUCCACCGCCAUCGCCGCCGCCGCGCCGCGCCAGUUCGAAAAGGUGCAAGAGAUGCAUGACAGCCUGAUGCGGGAGCUGAUCGGGCGGUACAACGGGUAUGAGAUCAACACCGAGGGGGACGCUUUCCAUGUGGCAUUCAAGGACGUGCAGCACGCGGUACUGUUCUGCAUGGAGGUGCAGUACCAGAUGAUGGAGCUGGAGUGGCCGCGCGAGGUGCUGCGCCUGGGGCCCUGCAAGGAGGCUAAGGCGCCGGACGGAUCGCUGGUGUACAGGGGCCCGCGCAUCCGCAUGGGCGUGCACUGGGCGGCGGAGGGCACGGUGGUGCAGCGCCUGCACCAGAUCACCAAGCACCGAGUCUUCACGGGGCCCGCCUUCCAGGUGACGCGCGAGCUGUGCGAGGCGGCGCACGGCGGCCAGGUGCUGCUGAGCCACGAGGGCUGGGUGCACCUGCGACAGGACAUGGCUACCGCCGGCUUCCCGGUGGUGGAGCAGCUGGGGCAGUACAAGGUGGAGUCGUGGCCGGCGCCCAUCUGGGUGUACCAGGUCACCCAGCUGCUGGGCCGCCCGCUGCACCGCCAGCCGGGCCCCCUCAACUUUUUGGAGGCGCUGGAGGCGGGGUGGGGCAUGUCCAUCACGCGCCCGCCCCAGCCCCACGGGCCCAAGGGCCACCUGUCGUUCGUGGCGGCGCGCCUGGCCCUGGAGGCGUGCCCCGGCGGCAGCAGCGGCACGGGGGAAGCGUCUCCGCCUGUGGCCAAGCGCCUGCACGAGGUGCUGGCCACGGUGGCCAUGCAGUUUGGCGGCUACAUCUUCCGCCUCAGCGAGUCGCAGGCCGCCUACCUGCUGUCCUUUGCCUCUGCCUCCGACGCCGUGCGCUUUUGCCACUCCGCCCAGGCGCUGCUCAUGUACAGUGCAUGGGGGCAGGACAGCCUGGACUUCUGCGGCAGGACAGAGCUGGCACCCGACGGCAAGCCUGUGUUCAAAGGGCCGCGGGUGGCCAUGGCGGUGCACCAGAGCUGCGAGUUCACCGCAGUCAGCGUCCCACGCCAGCAGGCGGCCGCCGACGACGUCACCACAGACUACCUGGGCACAGCGGUGGAGCGGGUGCAGCAGCUGAGCGAGGCGGCGCACGGCGGCCAGGUCAUUGUGUCGGAGAAGGCGUGGGCGGCAGUGCAGGACCAGCUGCCCGGCCAGCCGCACGUGGUCAGCCUAGGCAGCCACCUGCUGGAUCCGUCGCCCUCCUCGCCGCCGCUGCUGCUCAUGGAGGUCAUGCCGCAGGUGCUGCUGCGCCGCACCUUCCCGCCGCCCCGCACCCUGGGCAUGGUGGAGCCGGGCUACCGGGACGCCCCCGCCGCCGACGAGGCCGUGGCCUUUGUGUAUGUCAAGGUCAGCAAGCCCGCCGAGGUGGCGGAGGCGGAGCAGGUGCGGUCCGGUGUGAGUGACGACACCAUCCUGCGCGUUCUCACCGCGUACAACGUGGCGCUGGGCAAGGCCACCAAGCUGAUGCGGGGGCUGCUCAGGCAGUACAGGGGGUAUGAGUGCAAGGAGCCGGAGCCCGGCAAGCUAACCCUGGCCUUCCGCCAGCUGGAGGACGCGGUGGCCUGGGGAUGCGCUCUGCAGCAGGAGCUGCUGGGAUUCUCCUGGCCAGACACGGUGCUUGAGUGGGAUGAGUGCCGCGAGGUGCGCCACCACGACUCCACCAACCUGCUGUGGCGGGGGCUGCGCGGCUCCUUUGCCAGCAUCCGCACCCCUUCCCUCAAGCGCGGCGCCAGCUUGCAGCCCGGGUCUGGCGGGCGGGGGCGCCUGCGCGCGCACAUCCUGGCGCACGGCGCGGCGGCGGGGGGCCUGGGCAGCCGGCGGCACAGCGUGGAGGGGAUGGGGGUGGAGGAGGCGCACCUGGUGCAGUUUGGCGACGCGGCGCACGAGGCCAGGAGCUACAGCGUGGCCUCCAGCGGCGGCUCGCUCAUGCGCGGCGGCUGGCUGGGCGCGCUGGGGGCGCGCAUCUCGGGCGCGCUGGGCAGGCGCAGCGUGCAGUCGGGGCACCCCUCUGAGCUGGGGAGCCCGCGGUCGGCCACGCGGCUGCGGGAUGCCGCCGACUGGAGCUACCCCGGCAGCACACUGACCACCCCCACCACGCAGGCGGCCGGCGGCGGCAGCGAGGACCCCUGGGAUGCGGGGCUGGCUAUGGAGGCUGCCCUGGGUGGGGCUGAGGGGCUGGCGCCCGGAUCAUCGCAUCCGCCCCCCCCGCAGCGCCAGCUGUCCAGCGGGCUGCCGCCGCGCGGCCCGCCGCCGCCGCACCACCACCAGCACCGCGCCUCCAGCGCCAGCAGCGCGGCACUGGAUGCGGCGCUGGCCGGCGCCUCCAGCCGUGAGCCCAGCCAGGCGGGGCUGCUGCCCGCGGGGCGCACCAGCAGCAGCAGCAGCACGCCGGCCUUCCUGGAGGCGGUGGAGGCGGAGGGCAUAGUGGCGGCAGUGCAGGCGGCUGCAGCACACCCAGGCGCUGAAGUUGCCAGCACCGCAGCGAGCGGAGGCAGCGACAGCGGCAGCGGCAGUGUGGAGGCGCCGCCGGUGCCGGCGCUGGGCGUGCUGCCGCCCUGGCAGUCCCCUGCCCGCAUCGCGCCAGCGGCAGCGACC
Molecule: messenger RNA, 8289 nt
Organism: Chlorella variabilis
Lineage: Eukaryota; Viridiplantae; Chlorophyta; Trebouxiophyceae; Chlorellales; Chlorellaceae
Exons: 54
Biological process (GO): cyclic nucleotide biosynthetic process; intracellular signal transduction
Molecular function (GO): protein binding
Source: RefSeq, a predicted model, not a curated record